Thalassophryne amazonica is the source of this 2012-nucleotide messenger RNA. RefSeq names its product growth associated protein 43 (gene gap43). The transcript has 3 exons. Gene Ontology annotation, molecular function: protein binding. The record is from RefSeq and is a predicted model, not a curated record. NCBI's taxonomy places the organism in Eukaryota, Metazoa, Chordata, Actinopteri, Batrachoidiformes, Batrachoididae. The coding region runs from base 249 to 911 and encodes 220 amino acids. Gene Ontology annotation, biological process: regulation of growth.
GAGAGAGGGAGAAAGGUGCACCCGGGCAGACUGACUGAAGACUGCGUGCACGCACAGUGGGAUGAGUAAAGGCACAGAGCAUCUUAGCUGUUGAGAGAGAGAGAGAGAGAGAGAGAAAGAGAGAGAGCGAGAGAGAGUGUGUGUGAGAGUGAGAGAGAGAGAGGGAGAGGGUGGGAGAGAAGAAGAAGAAGGAGAAGAAGUGAAAGGGAGAAAAAAAGAAGCAGAGAAGAACAGGGAGCGCUAUAACUAUGCUGUGCUGCAUAAGAAGAACCAAACCGGUGGAGAAGAACGAGGAGGCGGACCAGAAGAUUGAGCAGGAUGGUACCACCAAUAAACCUGAAGACAAGGCCCACAAGGCUGCCACUAAAAUACAGGCUAGCUUCCGCGGACACAUAACUCGAAAAAAGAUGAAAGACGGUGAGGAAGAGAAGGAGGGAGACAGCCCCUCUGUUCCAGAGGAGGCAACAGAAGGGGGAGAGGAGGCUCCUGCAAAGGAGGAGGCUGCUGUGGCAGAGGAGGCCAAGAAAGAAGAGGUUACGAGCCAAGCCAAAAGUCCAGUGACGGACAAGCCGGCUAACUCUCCGGCCGCCGCUGCGUCUCCUGUAGCGGAUCCCUCUGAACCCCAGAAAGAGGAUCCAAAGGCAGAAGAGAAAGCCAAGGAGAAGCCCAAAGAGGUGGAGGCAGCCAAAAGUCCUACCACAGCUGCAGAGGAGAAGAAGGAGGAGGAGAAGAGCGAAGAUAAGAAGGAGGAGGCCAGACAAGCCGACGUGCCUGCAGAUGUCAGCCUGACAGCUGAGAAGGAGGAGCAUAACCAAACAAAAGAUAAACAAGAUGCUGCCGAGGAGUCUAAAGCGGAGGUGGUCGCCCUGGAAGAUGCAGCGGCAGAGGCCGCCGAUUCCAAGGAUGACUAAGGCAAAGUUGAACCUAAAGAAAGCAGAAUUAAGAGUAUGAUGAAUAACACAAAAACAAAAUCUAAAAAGGUUGCUCUUUGCCUUCCCAAUGCGAAGGCAUUCCGUUUCUAUUUGUUUGUCAUUUUUUGUGUGGCAAUGAUUUUCUCGUGUUUGGGGGGAGUUUCCAGCGUGAAGUUUUUUGGCUCAAGCUAAUACUAAGAGGAAGUGAUAAUAACAUGAAUAAUGGUUGUUAACGUGAUGAUGAUGAAUGAGGAGGGUGAGGAGCAGAAGGAGGAGGACUUGAUUUCUUCAGUGUUUGUGAUGAGUGAAUUUGUCAUAGAAUCAAUGCACCCAACUGGAUAGUUGCACAUUUAAAAUGCAUUGUGAAUGCACUGUACUUUAUUUUUGCAUUGCAAUGCACUUUAAUAAAAAAAAUAAAUAAAAAAAAACUGCAAAUAAAACCUGUAGUUCUGCAAAUGCACGUGCAAAAGCAAACACUAGUUUUUUAGUGCUGCACAAGCGCACUGAGAAUACAUUAAAUGCUGACAUCAGAUGGAGAAGAGAAUGUAUCGUUAAAUGUGUGAUGCUUCCAGUUGAGCAACGUUACCCUACAAAAAAAAAAAAAAAAAAGUACACGAGUAUUACUUUCUCUUUUCUGCCUGAGUCAUUCAAGCUUGGUUUGCACCCCUUUUACAAACUGCUUAUUUCCCAUAAAGGACCUGCUGCCAUUUAAAUGACACAAGCUUAUAAUAAACUAUAGAGGUCAGCUUUCUAUGUAACUGGCUCUUCUUAUAUGUUUAUUUGUGUUCUGCCAAACAUGACAACAGUAGCAUGAACCAUCAAACCAAAUGCAUGAUGGGAACUCUCCCUCUGAGAGGAACUUUUUCGCAGUCACAAAAACUUAAAGAGGUGUGGCGGCUUCUUUUUGAUGUCUUUGGUGUUGUUAUGACAGUUUAUAUGAAUUGGAAAUACUCUUGCACUGAUGUUAAGAAAAAAAUAAAAAUAAAAUAAAAUCAAACAAACAAGCAAAACAAGAAAAAUACUUUCCUAUGUUACAGUGAGUGCAAUGUCCAGUUUCAACUUUAUCAAGGAGUUCAAACAUGUGAGAGAAAAAAAUAAAAA